Messenger RNA from Aedes aegypti (yellow fever mosquito), 582 nucleotides. It is a transcript of the gene ND-MLRQ, whose product is annotated as cytochrome c oxidase subunit NDUFA4. The transcript has 3 exons. NCBI's taxonomy places the organism in Eukaryota, Metazoa, Arthropoda, Insecta, Diptera, Culicidae. The coding region runs from base 145 to 396 and encodes 83 amino acids. The record is from RefSeq and is a predicted model, not a curated record.
GCGCCACCUGAUCAACGGAGCAUCGAACUAUUUUUCUCACUCGCGAUCGUCUCCAUCAUUGUGCAGAAGAAUCGAACGAGUGGUGUGUGAAUUCAACUUAUUUUUUGAGCCAGUGAAAACCCGGACCAGAAUAAAUCUCCGAAAAUGCAGGGAAUGAGCUUGGCCAGCAUCAAGAAGAACCCAGCGCUUAUCCCACUGUACGUGUGCGUUGGUUUGGGUGCCGUUGCUGCCGUUUUCUACACGGCGCGUCUGGCCAUCCGUAGCCCCGAAGUCAGCUGGAACCGCAAGGGCAACCCUGAGCCAUGGGAAGAGUACAGAAACAAGCAGCAUAAGUUCUUCUCCCCCGUCAGGGACUACUCCAAAACCGAGAGCCCGGCCCCCAAAUACACCGAAUAAGCUGGUCAGUAGCAGUUUGGGCGUGUGGUUCGGCAUCCGCAAGAACCCGCGUAUUGUAGCACCUUGUGUAACAACAUCGUUAGAAAAUCUACGAUUUGGUGUGAAUGGUGAGAACAACUCAAUAUGUGGUCGAAAAGUAAGUUUAAUAAAGUUGAAUAAUUGAAAGGAAGCUACCGCCAAAUCGAA